GGCGAGAAGAAGAGGGGAAAAAGUAGCUAACGUCUCUUUCUCGCCCCGAUCACAGCUGUAUGGGCGGUCUCUACCUCGAGAUGUCACUCCUGCUGGCCAGCACUGAGUUCCCCUUCGGACUUCCCGUGAGUUUUGCCUGAUCUUCAUCUGCUCUCACGUCUAUCGUCGCUGACCAUCCUCACCAUCGCCGCUUUGCUCACCCUACAGGUCGGUGACCUCAGUGGCUUCCUCCGCGGGAACAAGGCCUGAGCCAAGCCAUGAUGUCCAGGCGAGCCGCACGCGGGUGCUGGCCGCCUGCACCUCCCACCGUGUGCUUCGAUCAAGUCGUCAUCUCCCAUCUCGGCUUCUCCGUGACCUUCUUUGUAAUUUUCCUGCUUGCGCACGAUAGUGGACAAAUGUUUCAUGCCCUAUGCGAUUCCGACGGAGAGAGGUCUUGGCUGUCAAUCGUGCUCCGCACAGUGGUUGAGCAGCUCCGCGAGAGUCGAUCUCACGGUUCACAUCCCCUGGAGCAGCCUGCUCGCGAUUCAGCUCGAAGGGGUCAAGCUGUUUCUGACUGGCAGUUGCUCCCCUCCCUGGACGUCGACUUGGCCGCAUCCGUAUCGCCCUGCAUGACGUCGAGGAGUGGUCGCGAGCGGACCUUGAGCUUCCAAAGCCCGCCGGGUAGGGCGACGACGCGUCGCAGCGCCUCGUCGCUGCACGGAAGCCUGCCUUUGGUGCUCCGCCGCUUCAGAUCCUUCAUCCUCUCCACAAACGUUCAUCGUUGACGCCUCCGUAAGGUCAUGGAUCACCCUGGACUCCCACGUUAUCUUCAUUGACCCGGAGCGAAUAUGCAUACAAAGUUACCUCCGCAGACAAGCUGGGGAACAAGCUGAUGAUCGCCGCGGCUCGGCGGUGACAGGAGGGCUGCCAAGGGCAGAAGUAAUUG
Messenger RNA from Jaminaea rosea, 925 nucleotides. RefSeq lists its product as hypothetical. The record is from RefSeq and is a predicted model, not a curated record. The transcript has a single exon. NCBI's taxonomy places the organism in Eukaryota, Fungi, Basidiomycota, Exobasidiomycetes, Microstromatales. The coding region runs from base 258 to 764 and encodes 168 amino acids.